Molecule: messenger RNA, 3336 nt
Organism: Manihot esculenta (cassava)
Lineage: Eukaryota; Viridiplantae; Streptophyta; Magnoliopsida; Malpighiales; Euphorbiaceae
Product: receptor-like protein kinase 7
Exons: 2
Coding region: 198-3116 (972 amino acids)
Biological process (GO): protein phosphorylation
Molecular function (GO): ATP binding; protein binding; protein kinase activity
Source: RefSeq, a predicted model, not a curated record
UUUAAGCCGAUAGGGAUGAUGGUUGCAAGGGAAGGAAGUAGCUAAGCAACCACGGUGGUAGAUCAAAUGUGAACGCUCUCCCGCCACCUUUCUGAAAAAUGACAAUGCGUUGAUCUCUUCCAUUUCUUCUUCUUCUUCUUCUUGUUGAUUAGAACACCUCAAGCUAAACGUCACCUUCCUCUGCUUCACCGGCCGACAUGUCAACGGCCUCUUCCUCUAUCUUCCUCCUCUGUUUCCUCUGCUUAUUCUCUGCCAUCAUUUCGCAAUCUGACCAGCUUCAAAUUCUUCUAAACCUCAAAACCGCACUUCAAAAGUCUAAUACCAAUGUUUUCGAUUCAUGGGAUUCGAGUCGUUUUAUCUGUAACUUUACUGGAAUCACCUGCAAUUCCGGUAAUUCAGUCACCGAAAUUCAACUCUCAAAUCAGAACUUAGCUGGAGUUGUUCCUUUUGAUUCAAUAUGCAAGCUCCAAUCCUUGGAAAAGCUCUCGUUUGGCUUCAAUUCAUUGUCGGGCAGAGUCACGGAGGACUUGAAUAAGUGCACAAAUUUGAAAUAUUUAGACCUCGGCAAUAAUCCUUUUACCGGUCCUUUUCCAGAAAUUUCUUCUUUGAAUCAAUUGCAGUACCUGUUCUUGAACCAAAGUGGAUUCUCGGGUGUUUUCCCAUGGAAAUCCCUGGAAAAUAUCACGGGUCUUGUCACGCUGAGUUUAGGGGACAAUACUUUCGACCCAACUCCAUUUCCUACAGAGAUUUUUAAGCUUACGAAAUUGAAUUGGCUUUACUUAUCGAAUUGCAGCAUCGGCGGCACGAUUCCAAGUGAUAUUGGAAAUCUUUCCGAGCUGGUAAGCUUGGAACUUUCCGAUAGUAAUAUAACCGGCGAGAUUCCUUCACAGAUAGGAAUGCUCAAGAACCUCUGGCAGCUGGAGCUUUACAACAACAGCUUGACCGGAAAAUUGCCGGUUGAAUUUGGAAAUCUUACGAAACUGGAGAAAUUCGACGCGUCCAUGAACUAUCUGGAAGGCGGGCUAUCUGAAUUGAGAUUCCUGACUAAUCUGGUAACUCUUCAGCUAUUCGACAACGAGCUUUCUGGUGAAAUACCGGUGGAGUUUGGCCAGUUCAAGAAACUUGUAAAUCUUUCUCUGUAUGGGAACAUGUUAACCGGUCCUCUCCCUCCGCAGCUUGGUUCCUGGGCAAAUUUUAUUUACAUUGAUGUGUCGGAGAAUUUCUUGACAGGUCUGAUCCCACCAGAUAUGUGCAAGCAGGGGACCAUGAAGCAGCUUCUCAUGCUCCAAAACAAUCUCACCGGAGAAAUUCCGGCUAGUUAUGCGAGCUGUACUACUUUGACGAGAUUCAGAGUCAGUAAAAACUCGCUUUCGGGCACUCUUCCAGCUGGAAUUUGGGGAUUGCCCAACAUGAACAUAAUCGAUAUCGAGUUUAAUCAAUUCGAAGGCCCGCUUACUCCUGAUAUUAGGAAUGCCAAAGCUCUGGGGCAGUUGUUCCUCGGAAACAACCGAUUAUCCGGUGAAUUGCCAGAGGAGAUAUCGGAAGCUACAUCGUUGGUAUCGAUAAGUUUAAACGAUAAUCAGUUUUCGGGAAAGAUACCGGAGGGAAUUGGCGAACUUAAGCAACUAAGCAGCCUUCAUUUGGAGAACAACAUGUUCUCUGGUUCAAUUCCAGAGUCACUAGGCUCUUGUAACGCUCUCAGCGAUCUAAACAUAGCUCAUAAUUUGCUUUCUGGUGAAAUCCCAUCCUCGUUGGGAUCUCUACAGACUCUAAAUUCUCUGAAUUUAUCAGAGAAUCUACUUUCAGGUCAAAUUCCAGACACCUUGUCGUCUUUGAGGCUAAGCCUCCUUGAUCUGACCCACAAUAGAUUAACCGGUCUCAUACCUCAAUCUCUAUCAAUUGAAGCAUAUAAUGGAAGUUUUGCUGGAAAUUCUGGCCUCUGCAGUGAAACAGUGAACACUUUUCAGAGAUGCAAGCCUGAAUCCGGGAUGUCAAGAGAUGUGCGUACGCUUGUUGCUUGCUUUGCUGUAGGUGCAGCAAUAUUGCUGGUCUCUCUUAUAUACUUCUUGUACUUAAAGAAGAAAGAAAAGGAUCAUGAACGUUCAUUGAAGGAAGAAUCUUGGGACGUAAAGUCCUUCCAUGUAUUAAGCUUCGGAGAGGAUGAGAUUCUUGAUUCCAUAAAGGAAGAGAACGUGAUAGGAAAAGGGGGGUCCGGAAACGUGUACAAAGUAGCACUUGCCAAUGGAAAAGAACUUGCUGUGAAACAUAUUUGGAACACAGAUUCCGGUAACCGGAAAAAUAGCUGGAGCACCACACCGAUGCUUGCAAAACGGGGAGGAAAAUCUAAAGAAUUUGAUGCAGAGGUGCAGACUUUGAGCUCAAUAAGGCAUGUCAAUGUGGUGAAGCUCUAUUGUAGUAUUACCAGUGAGGAUUCUAGCUUGUUAGUUUACGAGUAUAUGCCUAAUGGGAGCUUAUGGGACCGGCUGCAUUCUUCAAGGAAGAUGGAGCUCGAUUGGGAGACAAGGUAUGAGAUUGCAGUGGGAGCAGCUAAGGGAUUGGAGUAUCUGCAUCAUGGAUGCGACAGACCAGUCAUUCACAGAGAUGUAAAGUCCAGUAAUAUUUUGUUGGAUGAGUUCUUGAAGCCUAGGAUUGCUGAUUUUGGGUUGGCGAAGAUUGUUCAAGCCAAUAAUGGUGGUAAAGACUCCACCCAUGUAAUUGCUGGUACCCAUGGUUAUAUAGCUCCUGAAUAUGGGUACACAUACAAAGUCAAUGAGAAGAGUGAUGUUUAUAGCUUUGGAGUGGUAUUAAUGGAGCUAGUGAGUGGAAAGAGGCCAAUAGAGCCAGAGUAUGGAGAAAACAAAGAUAUAGUAGAUUGGGUUUCCAGCAACUUGAAGAGCAAAGAGAAGUUGUUCAGCAUAGUAGACUCCAGAAUCCCAGAAGUUUUCAAGGAAGAUGCUGUGAAGGUAUUGAGAAUUGCAAUUCUCUGCACAGCAAGGGUUCCAUCGCUGAGACCCACCAUGAGAAGUGUAGUUCAAAUGCUAGAAGAAGCAGAACCUUGUAAGCUGGUAGGCAUUGUCAUCAGUAAAGACAAGGAGAAGUUCAGUCCUGAAACUUAGAUCUUCCCAACUGGUCUACUUUUGAUUAGGUUUCUUAAUCAGUCAUUUCCUGGAAAUUUCUUUUUUCAAAUGCUGCUAGUUUGAACAUGUAAUAUAUUAUAGUGUAAUUGCUUGUAACAUAUUAGGCAGUCUUCAAUUUUGAUGCAGAGAGGCAGAGCUCUCUUGUGUGUACUUCAAACAACUGCAAGGCGAAUAAAACAUGGAGGUCAUGUUGAUAAAA